AACUUUUGCCUUCCCCAUAUUUUCGAGCGGGUGGUCAUACAUGACUCCCACCACCGCAUUCACGCCUUCAAGGACCUCAUCUCUCGCCGCCCGGCGAUACUCACCGUCAUGCAAGAUGUCGUUAUCACCCCCCCAAAUGGCUCGACUAUCUUCGUUGAAGCUGCUUGUCUGAUUACCAGCACUAUGUACAGCAUGCCGAAACUGCGCAUGAUCUCGCUCGAAAGUGUUCGUAUUACGGGGGACCAAGUUACGAAGGAAUUGUGUCGCAAUCUUGCUUCCUUUGCACCAAACCCAGUUGGUUUACACUUUAAUGAGUGCGAAGUUUCUGCAAACAUUGUUGUUGCCAUCGCCUGUGCGUUGCCGAACGUGACUGGCCUGUAUUUGGACAACACCUCUUAUCCUCAGCGGUUGCCUGACUUGACUGAUUCCGACACUCAAACCCUUCUUCCUGACUCUUUGAAUCAGUCUGAAAAUGACGAUUCUCAUACAGAAGCUAGGAGAGCUACUCACCCGUUGCAUAUACACGAUGAUGCCGUUGAAAUGCGAAGGAGAUAUAGUAGUAAACUCAACCUCACGGUCUUCAAGAUGCGAUUCAUUAUCCAUCCAGAGGCGUACCUGGAGAAGAUAGUUCAAUUCUCAACAUCUUUGGACAAAAUAAGCUAUGCAGCGUUUACUGUGGAUUUGGACGAUGCGUCACACAGUCUCGAACCCAUCUCAAAAUUCAUUGGGCGACUCGGUUUGGGUCUGAAUUAUCUGGAUGUUAGACUCAGGCGGCUCUCGCCUUGGUAUUUCUCAGGUCACUGGCACUCCGACCUGAGGUCUACAGGAAUGAAAGUGACAUAUCCACCGUCUACUUGUCGAAAACCACGCGAACUCCUGGUGUACCCCGAGUUGGAUGCACGCGAGAUUGAGCUAGUGAAUCAAAUUGCCGGUAUGCAGUUCAACGGCAUCCAAUUCAAUAUGUGGCCGCCGGACGUAUAUCAUAAUUCAACUUGGACACUUUGGUGUGUUGAAGACGAUCCAGACAUUCCGAGCGACAUCCCUGCGGCAGAAUACUGCAUGUCAUACGGACUCAGUGGGACGCUCUCGCUGGAAGAGGGUCCGACAUUUGACACAAAAUGUGAUGGCCACUUCUGGCGCCGGACGAACGAAAAUGUCUCGCAACUCUAUGGAUAUGCUGGUCGACUUCGUGGUAAUGUCAAGAAUUAGAAGCAUCGUUCGCUCUUCGCGGUUUCGUCUUUAGAUUUGAGAUAAACAAUUAUCUUCUGUGAGCUAAUCCUGUUUCCUGGUAUCCAGAAUCAUAUAUCCUUGUGUCUUGUAGCCCGUAGGUUUUGGCUAGCUUCGAUGAUCAUCGAACACAAUACGUACUUUAUCCUACCAUGGAUUGGAUCCUCCGGUUACGAUUGCACAUUCUCCCAAGCCAGUGACAUGCAGUCUCCUAGAUGCGGAGUAGAGAGACGCAGUUCUCUAGUGACAUGAGAAUGUGACCACUGACAACGAUGCGGAGGCGCUGCAAGUCCAGGCCCUCGCCGCAUUCGGAUUCCUGUGUACAGAACAAGAACUCAGUCAUUUCACUAAAAUUUGUGGCUACGGAGUUACAGGCUAGUUGAAAAAAAAAGAGACCCUGAUCA
Messenger RNA from Somion occarium, 1631 nucleotides. NCBI's taxonomy places the organism in Eukaryota, Fungi, Basidiomycota, Agaricomycetes, Polyporales, Cerrenaceae. The record is from the annotation of a GenBank genome assembly.